Closterium sp. Naga37s-1 is the source of this 468-nucleotide messenger RNA. The record is from the annotation of a GenBank genome assembly. Lineage: Eukaryota; Viridiplantae; Streptophyta; Zygnematophyceae; Desmidiales; Closteriaceae.
AUGGCGCGAACCAUUCUAUUCGCCGUGGACUCGUCGGAGGACAGCUACAACGCGGUGCGGUGGGCGACGGAGCACCUCCUCCGGGCGGGCGACCGCGUCGUCAUCCUACACGCGCAGUCGCAGCCCGACCUCGUGCAGGGCAUGGUCGCCAAGGAAGUCCCGCUGGACCCGGAAACGGUGGAGUCCAUUCGCACGCACAUCAGCAACCUCAGCCGCAGAACGCUGCAGAAAUGCCAGGAGAUUUGCGAGGCCCAUAAGUUCUCCGCGAAAACCAGAGCGGAGAUAGGCGAUGCGCGCACGGUGAUAUGCGAGCAGGCGGGGGAGCUGAACGCGGACCUGCUGGUGGUGGGCUCGCGGGGGCUGGGCCUUCUCACGCGCCAACUCCUGGGCAGCGUGUCCAGCUAUUGCGUGCACAAUGCACCAGUGCCCGUGCUUGUGGUGCGGCCUGAGGGGGAGGGCACCAAGUGA